Messenger RNA from Cyprinus carpio (common carp), 6009 nucleotides. Its product is annotated as cAMP and cAMP-inhibited cGMP 3',5'-cyclic phosphodiesterase 10A-like. Gene Ontology annotation, biological process: signal transduction; negative regulation of receptor guanylyl cyclase signaling pathway. The record is from RefSeq and is a predicted model, not a curated record. Gene Ontology annotation, molecular function: protein binding; 3',5'-cGMP-stimulated cyclic-nucleotide phosphodiesterase activity. Lineage: Eukaryota; Metazoa; Chordata; Actinopteri; Cypriniformes; Cyprinidae.
UGUUUUGUUCUGUCCGUCCAGUGUUUGACGCGUUGGUGCUCUACUCUAAACUGGACCCAGACAGAAAAAGAGAAAAUCUCCCUAGAUAACCCUUGUUUUUGCGUUGACUUGAGUGGCAGACAACGGUGACUCUUUUCAGCCUCUUUUUUCAAGAAGUUUACAGGCUGGAAGGCGAUCUCGGCUGACUGGACACAGUGAGAUAUCUAACAUAUCUGAAAAUGUUAGUACUGAUGUGCAUCACAAUAACACGGUCAACAACACCCUGUGUUUACGUACUUAUGCGAAGAAACGAGCGCGAUUUGAGUUGCAACCUGUCGUGGAUGCGUACUUUUCUGCUUCAGUAUAAUCCAGGGCACACGUGAUGCGCAAAUCACUUUUGUAGCAACAUCUCUCAUUUGUCAGAUGAAAAUCCUUGCUGUUUCUUAUGCUUUAAGCCCGGAGCUUAACAUAUUUGAGGGGUUUUCGUUUUUCUUUUCUUUUUUUUUAAAUUGACACUGCUUUACCAUCAUCAUCACUCGCGCACCAUGCCAACUUUUGCUCGCGUUGCGUUUGUCUCGUAGUGGAGAGAACUGGAAACUGUGGAUGCCUGAAUGAAUGGGGAUCGUGCUUUGUGAAGAUUUCAACUGUCAACAUCUUGCCAAUUGUAUGUGCUUGUCCAGACAAGUGAGUGCCUAUCGUCCUCAUUCGUAUAUCCGUUUUGAGCCAAGAACAAACAGACAACAGAGAACGCGUCACAUUCCGCCAAUGUCGAAGAAACGCAAAACUCCAGACGACGGCGGCGGCGAGGAUUCCCUUCAACAAGGUCUGACGGAUGAGAAAGUGAAGGCUUAUCUCUCCCUUCACCCGCAGAUGCUGGAUGAGUUUGUGCUGGAGAGUGUGAGUGCAGAGACCGUAGACAGAUGGCUGAAACGGAAAAACAGCAGCCAGCCUGCAGAUGAAUCUUCAGCUAAAGAUAUCAGCAGGCAGUACCAGGACACGAAUAUGCAGAGCGUCGUAUAUGAGCUCAACAGCUACAUGGAGCAGCGGCUGGACACUGGAGGAGACAACAAACUACUGCUCUAUGAGCUGUGCAACAUCAUUAAAACAGCCACAAAAGCUGAUGGAUUUGCACUUUACUUUCUUGGAGAAUGCAACAAUAGUUUAUGUUUGUUCACUCCGACCGGGGCAAAAGAGGGGCUUCCUGGGCUCAUCCCCUCUGGUCCCAUCACAUUUGGGACCACCAUUGCCGCUCACGUUGCAAAGACACGCAAGACACUACUUGUAGAGGACAUCAUGGGGGACGAGAGGUUCCCUCAUGGCACAGGGCAAGACUCAGGGAUCCGUGUACAUUCUGUUUUGUGUCUACCCAUCCUCACUGCCAUCGGAGACCUCAUCGCUAUCCUGGAGCUGCACCGGCACUUGGGCAGAGAGCCCUUCAACCUCAGCCACCAGGAGGUUGCAACAGCAAAUCUGGCCUGGGCAUCUGUAGCCAUACACCAAGUCCAGGUCUGCAGGGGUCUUGCCAAACAGACGGAACUCAAUGACUUUCUCCUAGAUGUGUCAAAAACAUACUUUGACAACAUAGUGGCAAUAGAUUCUCUACUUGAACAUAUCAUGAUAUAUGCAAAAAACCUGGUUAAUGCAGACAGAUGUGCGCUCUUCCAGGUAGAUCACAAUAAUAAAGAGCUGUACUCUGACCUGUUUGACAUCGGGGAGGAGAAUGAAGGGAAACCUGUCUUUAGGAAAACCAAAGAAAUUAGGUUUUCUAUAGAGAAAGGAAUAGCAGGUCAGGUGGCGAGAACAGGAGAAGUUUUGAAUAUUCCGGAUGCCUAUGCAGACCCCCGUUUCAACAGAGAAGUAGAUCUCUACACUGGCUACACGACGAGGAAUAUACUGUGCAUGCCAAUAGUCAGCCGUGGGACUGUGAUUGGUGUUGUACAAAUGGUUAACAAGCUGGGAGGAAGUGCCUUCACUAAAACUGAUGAGAACAACUUUAAGAUGUUCGCCGUCUUCUGUGCUUUGGCCUUACACUGUGCAAAUAUGUAUCACCGGAUAAGACAUUCAGAGUGCAUUUACCGGGUGACGAUGGAGAAGCUUUCGUACCACAGCAUCUGCACGUCAGAGGAGUGGAAGACCCUCACACAACUCUCCCUCCCUUCAGCCAUAUAUAAAGAGAUCGAACUGUUUCACUUUGACAUUGCUCCUUUUGAGGAACUUUGGCCUGCAAUAUUUGUAUACAUGGUUUACAAUUCAUGUGGAAAAACCAGCUUUGAGCAGGAGAAACUGUGUCGCUUCACUAUGUCAGUGCGGAAAAAUUACAGACGAGUUCCAUACCACAACUGGAAACAUGCUGUGACGGUGGCACACUGCAUGUACGCCAUCCUGCAAAAAACCACUGGGAUCUUCACUGAGCUUGAGAGGAAAGGCUUGCUGAUUGCCUGCUUAUGUCAUGACCUGGACCACCGUGGCUACAGUAACAGUUAUCUGCAGAAGUUUGACCAUCCGCUGGCUGCUCUGUAUUCCACAUCCACCAUGGAACAGCAUCACUUUUCACAGACAGUGUCCAUCCUGCAGCUGGAAGGGCACAAUAUUUUCUCCAACCUGACUUCCAGUGAGUAUGAGCAGGUGCUGGAGAUCAUCAGAAAGGCCAUCAUUGCUACAGACCUCGCUUUGUAUUUCGGCAACCGCAAGCAGCUGGCUGAACUGCUGGCCACAGGGGCGCUGGACCUCAACAACCGUGCUCACAGGGACCGUGUUAUUGGUCUGAUGAUGACGGCCUGUGAUCUCUGCUCUGUGACCAAACUGUGGUCCGUCACACGACUCACAGCCAAUGACAUCUAUGCUGAGUUCUGGGCUGAGGGGGAUGAAAUGAAGAAGAUUGGAAUGCAGCCCAUCCCUAUGAUGGACAGGGAUAAAAAGGAUGAGGUUCCCCAGGGACAGGUGGGGUUUUACAAUGCUGUGGCUAUUCCCUGUUACACCACCCUGUCAGAGCUGUUUCCUCCCUCCAGUCCUCUGCUUACAGCCUGCAGUGAAAACCUGGCCCAAUGGGAACGAAUCGUGCAAGGAGAGGACACCUCUGCGUGGGCUUCCAAUGACAAGGCCGAACUGAGCGAGACAACAGACAGUGGACCAGUAAAAGUGGACAACUGAAUCUGUGGCACCUGUCCCACAGUGCCACCUACACCCUGCCAGAGACACUGGACUUCCUGUGGACAGUCCCACAUCCUGCAGAGACAGGAGGAAGUGCAGAGGGCAGGCGGGGAAGGAUACAUUCAGAAAAAAGAAACAAAACAUAAUGUUACCUCAGUUGGUGACGGAGGCGUACACUCUAAUGACAUCAGGGCUCCCUCGUUGAUGGCUGGGACUCAAGUCCACUCUGUGUGGGAUCACUUCAGCAGAAUAGCAGUACUUUUCCUUAGGAGGUUUCUUCUGCAUAUUUUUAUUUAGGUGAUUAUUUUUCUUUAUCUCAGUUUCUUUGCUGGUCUUACAUUUGAAGAGGCCUUAAAUACGAACCUGAGUUACGAUCUGGUUGGGUGACUUGUAACUAGAAGAUGGUUCGUCUAGUUAAAAUGGUACUUUUUAUCCUGCUGUGGUCACAAAUGUUGUACGCAAAGCUACCUGAGUGGAUUUAUUUUUUAAGACAGACAGAAAGAAUGUUAAGUCACGGUAAAGGUGCAUGAGGCACGAUAAACCCAUCACUCUGGUGGUCUGAUGGAUGUUUUAUAUAAUAUUUUGAGCAAAGAUGUUUUGCAGUACUUGAAUGAAGAAAUACAGCCUAUUCUGAGUGGAGCUGAAAACAAAAAUACCCUAAAGCUUGUCCUUCCAAAGCAAAGAGCUUUUGUGAUGGCAAAAUUUUCACUCUGAACCUUACUGUAGUCACACACAAGUCACGGUGUUCCUCACUGAGAUCUGCAGCAUCUUCAAACCUGAUAUGACAUUUAACCCGUUGAAGUUCAUAGCGUUAUUGAAAUUUAAAAGAGAUCAAAUAAGGAAUCAAAUGUUUCUGUUUCCAUUGUACCAAAAACUUACUGUAAAUUUUAAAACUUAAAACCCCCUUCAUGCAAGUUUUUGACGUCAGACUGCCUGCGCUUACACGUCAACUGAAGCACACUAAUUAGAUGUUCAAGAACAGAAGUCUUAAAGAAACAACUAAAAAAUAAAAAUAAAAAAAUAAAUGUAACUGUAUGAAUCGAACAGUUACAUUUAUUUACAGAAAUUAAAGAAAAGGAUUACAGAAUGAUCCCAUGCGAAUCGUGCUGCAUUUUAGUGUUCUGAGGGCAUAUGAUAUGAUUUGAUGGAAAACAAGCCAAAAUGUAAAUUAUUAUUUUAGUACAUUUUUGCACACUUUGCCCAUUGGUUUACUUAAAGAGUACAUAAUGACAGAAUUUUCAUUUCUGUGGGACCUCUCCCUUUAACUCUGUGGACUAGCCCCCUUCAAAAUACCCGACCAAUCCUAUCUUACUAACUAGUGCAGGGAUUUCUAACCCUGCUCCUGGAGAGCUACCAUCCUGCAGACGUAAGUUCCAACCAUGCUCCAACACACCUGUCUGUAAUUAUCAAGUAGCCCUGAACACCUUGAUUAGCUGGUUCAGGUGUGUUUGAUUGGUUCAGGUGUGUUUGACUAGUGCAUCCCCCAUAAAACCAGACAAACUGCUCCUCUUCUCUAAUGUACAUUUGAAUUCUGCAUGUUUGGAUUCUUUAAAAGGAAUUGGAUAGAAAUCUUACAAAAAUGUUUCUACAACACACAAAACUAUCUAAUAAUGAGAACAGAAAGAUAAACACAUUACUUUCCCUUUUCCAAAUUUAAAUAAACCUUUAGAAGGUCAUACUGUGGAUUAAAUUUUGUAACUCUCAUUCCCAAAUCACAGUCUUCAGAGAUCAUUGUUUCUGUGAAAAUCAAACAUUUCUUUACAAAAAAUCAACAGAUGAAUGAUGCUUUUUAAUGUCACAUUUCUUCACUGCUUUAUGAACACAUUCUGCUCCAGUUUCUAUGGAACAGUCUGUACAAGUUUGUGUGAGCAAAGAACAGUAACCAAUGGGAUGGAGCUUAGUGAAGGGGCGAUUGAAAAUGCAUCUGACACUGACAAUUGCACUUUCUGGAGAGUAAGAUUUAUUUCAUCUACAUUAGAAGUUGUCAAACGCAGACUAAGCUGAAUCUCAAGUUGCGACCAAACAAAAAUGUUUACCAUCAAUAUAAUGCCUUCGUUUCAGAUUUUCAGUUUUUUUUUCUUUGUAUCUGUAAGAUGCACCUGCAGUCCCUGCAGACAGUGAUGGAGCUCUGACUGACUGAUGGCCUACUGUAAAUACUGCGGGACUGAUGAGUGAAUGUAAUCAAUACUGUCACAAACUGCUUCAAGAUGCCUGUUAGUUUUUAAGUGUACCAAUGGUGUACACCAUCGGAUAUGGGAAUGUUAAUCAUGGCUUCCAAUGCACUGUGUGUAGAGAGAUUGAGUUUGGAGAUGUAAGUAAGCUACAUUCUAAUGGUGCUAUCUUAGGCAGUCAUGCACUUUCUGAUCCUGUGCGCAUGCGAGUAUGUGUGUGUGUUCACUCUGGAGUAAUGCUACCAACCCCGUGUACUACAGAGUCAUUUCAGCACCGCUCACCUCAGUCACCCAAGAACAUCCACAACCAGUUGUCAUUCCCCUCAUAUGCACUAUGUUUAGAGACUAUUAUUAUUGUUAUUAAUAUUAUUGCUCCUAUUAUAUUAUUAUUGCCACAAUUAUUGAUUAUUACCAUUGUUAUUUUGUUAAUUACAGUUCAAUUUUAAAUUAACUUAUAUUUUUUAUACAAAGUUUAGCAUUAUUGUUUUGUACAGAACAAAUUGUACAUUAUGGAAUAAAGCGAAUGUUCAUUUAGAGAAACUGUAUACUGUUGCCCGAGAUAAAUGUCUCAACUCUAAAUGUAUGAGCAGUAAUUACUUUUAUUAAAUAUUUCUGAUAAAUACAAAUUGUGUAAUAUGUAUUUUCUGAAUUUUUAUGUAUGUAUGUGUUUAUUUAUUUACUUCCUUACAUAAAGAUUUACAAUAAUCAA